Messenger RNA from Centruroides sculpturatus (bark scorpion), 1023 nucleotides. Its product is annotated as DENN domain-containing protein 1B-like. The record is from RefSeq and is a predicted model, not a curated record. Gene Ontology annotation, cellular component: intracellular membrane-bounded organelle; cytosol. Gene Ontology annotation, molecular function: phosphatidylinositol phosphate binding; guanyl-nucleotide exchange factor activity. Gene Ontology annotation, biological process: endocytosis; endocytic recycling. Lineage: Eukaryota; Metazoa; Arthropoda; Arachnida; Scorpiones; Buthidae. Bases 148 to 1023 code for a protein of 291 amino acids. The transcript is spliced from 10 exons.
UUCUGUUAUAGUUUAAUCUAAUUAUAAGAUUAUACAUAAUGUUGUAAACUGCAAUAUUAUUAAUAUAAAAUUAUAAAUUUAUUUUAGCCAGGAGAUCUUUGGAAAUUUCUUCAAGCUUUAUAUAACGUAGAAAUCCCAGAACCUGGAAUGAAACUUCAUGUUGCUUAUAAUCAGGGUAAAAGUGAUUUUAUUGCUAGUACUCCAGAUCAUCAUAAAUUAUCAAGCAUUCCUGAAGAUAGGAAUUUAACAGAAUAUUUCAGUGCUAUAAGUGUCAAUAAUAUGAUGACUAUAUUUGCUAGUAUGUUAAAUGAACGAAGAAUAUUAUUUACUUCCAAGAAACUAAGCCAAUUAUCUGCCUGUGUUCAAGCCGCUAAUACAUUAAUAUAUCCAAUGUGUUGGCAGCACAUAUUUAUUCCAGUUUUGCCUAAGCACUUGCUUGAUUAUGUGAGUGCUCCAAUGCCUUUCCUGAUUGGCAUACCAUCUUCAACGAUGUCAAAAGUAAAUACAUCCGAAUUAGGAGAAGUUGUUAUCUUGUAUGUUGAUAUUAAUAAAGUUGAAACAUGUUUUAAUGAUCUUGAAAGCCUUCCUUCAGAAAUUGUACAGGUUUUAAAAAAAAGUCUUAAACAUGAGAAUAUUCUUCUUGGAGACGGAUUAGCAAGAGCAUUUUUGAGAGCACUAGUACAGUUAAUAGGAGGUUAUCGAGAAGCACUAAGAGUACAACUGGGAGAAAAGAUAACCUUUAAUUCGGAUGCCUUUAUACAAACCAGGCCCAUUUCUAUGCAACCUUUUUUAGAAAGAAUGCUUCAUUUACAGAUAUUUCAGCAGUUUAUCGACGGCCGACUGGAAAUGUUGAAUAGCGGACAAGGUUUUUCGGAUGAAUUUGAACUUGAAGUUAACAUGUAUGAAGAGAAAUCUAGUAGUAGCUUAAAAACUCAGUAUAAAGAAUGGGUGCAAAUGAUGAAGAAAGAAGGUGGGGCUUUUUUCAAAACAGUAAAGCAUAAGGUAGGAAAUUUUUUUUUAUGA